Molecule: messenger RNA, 4484 nt
Organism: Anolis sagrei ordinatus
Lineage: Eukaryota; Metazoa; Chordata; Lepidosauria; Squamata; Anolidae
Source: RefSeq, a predicted model, not a curated record
GACUCCCAGGAAGCCUCGCGCUGAAUCGUCGCCUGUUAGAGGAAAGCGGCUUCUCUUCAGCGAAGCAGGCCGGAGAGUUGAAGAGCGACCUGAGGCGGGUGCCGAGGAGGAAGGCUGGCAGCUGGCCGGUCGGGGAGAGGCCUGGAGGCUUCUAGGUUUGGUUGGACAACAGCAAUCCAGCAGGAAAAUGCUUCUUGCCUAAUUUUAUUGUGGAUUUAAUUUAAUCUAUCCAGAAUGGAGUACAGGACUCAGCUGCUGAAUCCUGAGUGACUGGAUCUUUUAAUCAAAAGAUGGAGAAGAAACGUAGAAAGAAAUGAGCCUGUUUCUGGGGCUUCAUUGGAAAAGACAAUGAAGGCACGGCUUUUAUUUAUCUUGGACAAAAACUUAAGACUUAGCACUUAAAAAGACGGUUUUCUGAAAGGAAAAAAAAGAAAAAAAGAAGAAGGAAAGUGAGACCUGAUCCAUGGCAAAGCAACAUAUUAAUUAAUUGAAUCCAUGCCAUUUGGGAGAUGAAACCGCAUCCGUUCAGGACCAUGAGGCUUGCAAACACCUGGUUGUUUUUGGCUGCAAUCUUACUGUGUGGCAAACAGUACCUGACAACCAAACCUGGCAAUUCUUCUCAUGACAGUCACCUGUGUCCUGAAUGCUCUCGUCUGACCCUGAAAGUGGAGUUCUCUUCUACAGUCGUGGAGCAUGAAUAUAUUGUGGCUUUCAAUGGCUACUUUUCAGCCCAAGCAAGAAGCAAAUUUAUUUCAAGGGCACUGAGAAGCAGCGAAAUUGAGAACUGGAGGAUCAUGCCCCGUAACAACCCAGCCAGUGACUAUCCCAGUGAUUUUGAGGUGAUCCAGAUCAACGAGAAGCAGAAAGAUGGCGUGCAGACUCUUGAAGACCAUCCCAAUAUCAAACGAGUUACCCCCCAAAGAAAGGUCUUUCGCUCACUCAAGUACUCUGAAACGGAUCCGGCGUUCCCCUGCAAUGAUACCAGAUGGACACAAAAAUGGCAGUCAUCUCGGCCUCUGAGAAGAGCAAGUUUGUCUUUGGGUUCUGGAUUUUGGCAUGCGACAGGCAGGCAUUCGAGCAGGCGCUUGCUGAGAGCAAUACCACGACAAGUUGCUCAGACACUUCAAGCAGAUGUCCUCUGGCAAAUGGGCUUCACAGGAGCUGGGGUGAAAGUGGCUGUCUUUGACACUGGGCUGAGCGAGAAACAUCCUCACUUCAAAAAUGUAAAAGAGAGAACAAACUGGACAAAUGAGAGAACAUUGGAUGACGGUUUGGGUCAUGGAACUUUUGUAGCAGGUGUGAUCGCAAGUAUGAGAGAAUGCCAAGGUUUUGCUCCUGACUCAGAGCUGCACAUAUUUCGCGUUUUCACCAACAAUCAGGUCUCAUACACCUCUUGGUUUCUGGAUGCCUUUAACUAUGCCAUUUUGAAGAAAAUAGAUGUAUUAAACCUUAGUAUUGGAGGGCCCGACUUCAUGGACCACCCCUUUGUUGACAAGGUGUGGGAACUGACAGCCAACAAUGUGAUCAUGGUUUCUGCUAUUGGGAACGACGGCCCUUUAUAUGGCACGCUCAAUAAUCCUGCUGACCAAAUGGAUGUGAUUGGUGUGGGCGGCAUUGACUUUGAGGAUAACAUUGCCCGGUUCUCAUCAAGGGGAAUGACCACCUGGGAACUGCCGGGAGGUUAUGGCAGAGUUAAGCCAGACAUCGUGACCUAUGGCUCUGGAGUGAGAGGUUCUGGCAUGAAAGGCGGGUGCCGUUCACUCUCUGGUACCAGCGUGGCCUCCCCUGUGGUGGCUGGGGCAGUCACACUUCUGGUGAGCACAGUUCAGAAGCGUGAAAUGGUGAACCCGGCUAGCAUGAAACAGGCCCUGAUUGCCUCGGCCCGCCGGCUUCCGGGAGUCAACAUGUUUGAGCAAGGCCAUGGCAAACUGGACCUUCUCAGAGCCUAUCAGAUUCUCAACAGUUACAAACCACAGGCCAGUUUGAGUCCAAGCUACAUCGACUUGACGGAAUGCCCUUACAUGUGGCCUUACUGCUCCCAGCCUAUUUACUAUGGAGGCAUGCCAACCAUUGUGAACGUUACUAUCCUUAAUGGAAUGGGAGUCACCGGCAGAAUUGUGGAUAAGCCUGAAUGGCAGCCAUAUUUGCCCCAGAACGGAGAUUACAUCGAGGUGGCUUUCUCCUACUCCUCGGUCCUGUGGCCCUGGUCGGGAUACCUUGCCAUUUCCAUCUCCGUUGCAAAGAAAGCGGCUUCUUGGGAAGGCAUUGCGCAUGGACACGUCAUGAUCACCAUCUCCUCUCCAUCAGAAAAUGAGUCAAAAGCUGGCGUUGAACAGACUUCCACCGUGAAACUCCCCAUCAAAGUGAAGGUGAUCCCGACUCCCCCUCGCAGCAAGCGCGUCCUGUGGGAUCAAUAUCACAAUCUCCGCUACCCGCCGGGAUAUUUCCCGAGGGAUAAUUUAAGGAUGAAGAAUGACCCCUUAGACUGGAAUGGUGAUCACAUCCACACCAACUUCAGGGAUAUGUACCAACACCUGAGAAGCAUGGGGUAUUUUGUUGAAGUCCUGGGUUCACCGUUUACCUGUUUCGAUGCUAGUCAGUAUGGGACCCUGCUAAUGGUGGACAGCGAAGAAGAGUAUUUUCCCGAAGAGAUCACUAAACUGAGGAGGGAUGUGGACAAUGGUCUGUCUCUCAUAGUAUUCAGCGAUUGGUACAACACUUCGGUGAUGAGGAAAGUCAAAUUUUACGAUGAAAACACAAGGCAAUGGUGGAUGCCUGAUACCGGGGGAGCCAAUAUUCCGGCCUUGAACGAUCUUCUCUCCGUCUGGGGCAUGGCUUUCAGUGAUGGGCUUUACGAAGGGGAUUUUACCAUGGCGAGCCAUGAAAGUAAGUAAAAAGAAGGAUGCAGUAUUGCGAAGUUUCCAGAAGAUGGCAUUGUAAUUGCGCAGACUUUUAAGGAUCAAGGUACAGAAUGCCUGCAUUUCAUUUUAUGUCCUUCUAGGUGCAGGUCCUUGCAGGUCUGGGCACUUUGGGCCUAUGUGCCCAGGCCUGCCAGGGCCUGCAGGCGAACCCUGAGUAAGGAGCAUUCCUUACUUGGUGCUUGGGUGCAGGUCCUUGCAGGCUUGGGCGCUUUGGGCUUAUGCACCCAGGUCUACCAGGGCCUACACCUGAGCACCAAGUGCAGGUCCUUGCAGGUCUGGGCACUUUGGGCCUAUGUGCCCAGGCCUGCCAGGGCCUGCAGGCGAACCCUGAGUAAGGAGCAUUCCUUACUUGGUGCUUGGGUGCAGGUCCUUGCAGGCUUGGGCGCUUUGGGCUUAUGCACCCAGGUCUACCAGGGCCUGCAUCUGAGCGCCAAUAAUUCUAAAUCCUUUUGGCCUAAAUCCUUAGAUUGCUUUUGGCUGCUUGAUGCUCUCCUUCAAUACACAUCCUACGGCGUGAUGCCUCCGAGUCUCAGCCAUUCGGAAAACAGACAACGGCCUCCGACGGGGGCAGGCUAUACUCUUCCGGAGCGAAUGGAAGGUAACCAUCUUCACCGAUACUCCAAGGUCCUCGAGGCUCACCUGCGAGACCCCAAGCCCCGCUCCCUUCCGGCGUGUCCUCACCUGUCCUGGGCAAAACCACAGCCUCUGAAUGAAACCGCGCCCAGGUUGUCAUUUUUCUCAUGUCUCUUCCUUUCCCUUCUUUUCCCCAAUGCAGGGAUCAUGCCUGGACGCUACAACCAGGACGUGGGCGGGACCAUCCCCGUCUUUGCCUUCCUCGGAGCCAUGGUGGUCCUGGCCUUCUUUGUGGUGCAGAUCAAAUCGAAGAGCCGGCCGAAGAGGCGCAAACCCCGCGUGAAGCGGCCCCAGAUCAUCCAACAGAGCCACCCACCCAAAACGCCGUCUGUUUGACCGCCGUUGACUUCUUCACAUUGACUGUUAAUGAAGACUGGCUGCGGCUGGCGUUUGGUGACUCCUGCACACAACUUCCUUUUUGUUUUCCGACCCCCGAAUUACUCAGCGAAUCAUGCAUCUCCAAAUAAGGACAACCGUUUGUGUUUUCCCAGUAGCUGAACUCACCAAAGGCUCUCGAGCACUAUAUUUUUUAAAAAUAGACAGAAUGGAUUGCUUGCUCUUUCUCCCCGAAAGGGAUGGAAAAAGAGCUCUUUUUUAAAAUUCUAAAACUGACCAAAACCUUUCAUUAGGGGCUAUUUUCUAUAUUUAUUUUAGAAGAGACUGAAAGGCGAUCGCAGAACUUUUUUUUUCCUGAACGGAACGCUAUUAUUGCUGCGUCUUUCACAGAGAAACUGACGCUUUGAGAUAUCCGGAAAAAGAAAAAACGAAACGAAAUCAUGUCGGUGUAAUCCUUCCAUUUAUUUUUAUAAAGCAACUUACCAUGAUGUUGUUGGUUUUUUUUUUUUGUAAUUUUUUUCAGCAUGAUUUCACCAUUGUUGGUGGAGAAAAAAAAAUCAAUAAAUAUGUUACCUAUAUUGAAGCUGAGACAAA